AUGGGAUGUCCCAUUACCAAUGUUGAGUGUGGACAUACAUUCUGUUCAAACUGCAUCGAGUCUCUUUCCUUCUGUCCAGUAGAUAAUAUGGUGAUCAAGACUCUAGAUAUCAACUUCCAACUCAAAGGUGAACUUGAUGAACUGUUAUGUUACUGUAGAUACGCUGUAUAUUACGAUGACUAUGGUCAUCUGAGUCUUAGACAAGACGGUGGAUGUAAUAUGUUGGUGAACUAUGGAAACAAACAAGCUCAUGAAGCAAUGUGCAAAUAUAACCCGGCCACAUACACUCGUGCUCCACCUGCCGAGUUUGAUGACAAUGACUGCCAUAUAAUGAGUGACCUGGACGAUGAUCAGUACGACGCCGACAGUGAUGAUGUGGAGAAGGAGGUUGACAUGGAUGAGGAGAACGAAUCAAUGUCCUUCCAAUCGAUACCCUCCCCAUUAUCAACACAAAGCUUCCACUCUACUUCAUCCUCCGACAUCAAUGUCCAUCCCCUGUCUUUGGACCUUGACAAUGCCAAGUUUGUGGUUGGACAACAAUCAUUACCAUCGAGUCCUGUACCAAAGUCUACCUCAGAGUCUAUGAAUUCUUCAUCCUCAUCCUCGUCGUCAUCAGAAGAGUCUUCAUAUGAGUCAUUCCCAGAGGUACCUGUCCCAAAGGAGACGCCACAUGAAGAGGAGAUGACAGUGACACGUAGACAAACAUUGGAGAAGUGUGCCUGUCCCAACAAAGACAGUGGUUGUUACUACUUUGGAAACCAUACAUCAUUGCAACAUCAUUUGGACAAUGAAUGUGAGGCUCAGAAGUUAAAGAACAGGAUCAGACUGCUGGAGGACACCCUCGAAAAGAAGAACAAUGAGAUCACUGAGCUCAAGUUCAACCAACUGUUGGAGACCUCCAUCCAUCCGCAGCCACACAGUGGAACUAUUAUACCCUACUCAAUCAGCAACUAUGUCUUUGAUGUAUUCCGAGUGAUCAAAGAACAAGUUGUUGUUGGUAUUAACAAAGUACGAACAUGGUUCACGAGCAAGAUAUCCAGUCUAUUCUAA
Acytostelium subglobosum LB1 is the source of this 1050-nucleotide messenger RNA. RefSeq lists its product as hypothetical. Bases 1 to 1050 code for a protein of 349 amino acids. The transcript has 3 exons. The record is from RefSeq and is a predicted model, not a curated record. Lineage: Eukaryota; Evosea; Eumycetozoa; Acytosteliales; Acytosteliaceae.